This is a messenger RNA of Caenorhabditis briggsae, 1020 nucleotides long. It is a transcript of the gene Cbr-srd-32, whose product is annotated as Protein CBR-SRD-32. The record is from RefSeq and is a predicted model, not a curated record. Gene Ontology annotation, cellular component: membrane. The transcript is spliced from 6 exons. Bases 1 to 1020 code for a protein of 339 amino acids. Lineage: Eukaryota; Metazoa; Nematoda; Chromadorea; Rhabditida; Rhabditidae.
AUGUUCGUCGACAUUUAUGACCAACUCUAUAUUUCAUAUGCAUCUGUUGUAUCUACUUUGGGUGUACUGUUUAAUGCCUUUUUAUUGUUUCUCAUAUUUUUCAAAAGUCCGCCAUGCCUGACUCCGUAUACUGUAUUUCUGGCGAACACUUCUAUCACACAGUUGCUGUAUUCAAUAUGUUUUCUGUUAACUGUACCGAGGGUGAUCUCCAUAAAUCUUCGAAUCGUGAAUAUCUACCUUGGAUUCUCCCAGUUCCUGGGCCACUGGUGGAGCUAUAUGAUAUUUGUGACGAUGUUACAUUUUGCAGUCAAUUCAUUUCUAUCCAUUAUGUUAUCUAUGGUUUUCCGUGCCAUCUCCCUAAAAACCCUUCGAUUCCCGACUUCUGGAGCAUUUACAAUGUGUAUUCUGGCCUAUUUGAUUCCGUUUAGUAUGGUGGUUUCUAUUCGCGAUAUUGAGAUAACCUCGAAUUUCACUAUCAAUAGUAAUUAUACGUUGUGGCAGUUGGAGAAUCUGGAUAAGUAUCGGACAGUGGUGGGGACAAGUGUGGCGCAGCUCUCCACCCUCUGGGUUGCCUGCUGUGUCAGUCUUCUAUGCAUUCCCAUCUACAGUGUGAUGUUCUACUGUAGAUAUCGAAUAUUAAAAAUGCUGGAACGCCCGGGUUACAUGUUCAACACUACCACAACCCUGCAGAUCAAACGAUUAGUAAAGGCGCUCACCGUGCAAUCUAUGAUCCCUGUGUUCACGCUGUUUCCGGCGUCUCUCAUUUUUCUCUCCACUCAAUUUCAUGUUAUCGAGACGACCAAGUUCGGCUAUAUCAUAAUUUCCUUGUUGAGUUUGAGUCCCACUAUUGAUCCCCUGGUCACCAUCUACUACGUGCAACCCUAUCGAAAAUACAUUGUCGAUUUGCUGUGGUCCGAGGAGCGUCCUCUAAUCUCCCCAUUCCUUUCGAACAACGACCCCAGAUUCUACAGAAGCCGUUCGAAUAGUGUUCUGAUGAUGCGAAACACACAUUUCGUCUAG